Molecule: messenger RNA, 194 nt
Organism: Loa loa (African eye worm)
Lineage: Eukaryota; Metazoa; Nematoda; Chromadorea; Rhabditida; Onchocercidae
Exons: 1
Source: RefSeq, a predicted model, not a curated record
AAUUUCAAAGCAUCCGUUUCUCUGUUAAUGGUAGUGGAAAAAUCAGGUAGACCACCUGGUUCAGUUAUUGUCAAAUAUGAUCAAUAUCUUUAUCCAUUCAGCGAUUUACAAUUUGGUGGAAAUAAAGUACGACCAAAGGAUGCAUAUCGACUUCUUAUUUCAGCAUCUGAUGGCACCACAUCUACUCGAUCAAA